Messenger RNA from Penaeus vannamei (Pacific white shrimp), 2018 nucleotides. RefSeq names its product failed axon connections homolog. The record is from RefSeq and is a predicted model, not a curated record. Gene Ontology annotation, cellular component: cytoplasm. NCBI's taxonomy places the organism in Eukaryota, Metazoa, Arthropoda, Malacostraca, Decapoda, Penaeidae.
AUGUCUGUAGUGACUCAUGACAAAGAACAUAUUCAAACUAUUUACGUCAGGAGGAAGUUGAAUGAGUUCGGUCAGAAGAUGUGGUCUGCACAUGUUCCUACUCGAGGUGGUAUUGACUUCUCCUUCUUACAAGUUGAACACACGACUCCUUUUGUCCUGAAGCUGGAGACUUACCUGAGAAUGGCUGAGGUUCCGUACCAGGUUGACUUUGAGGAACCUCUGGGGCCGAAGGGAAAGAGUCCCUGGAUCUCCUUAAAUGGGGAGGAGAUCGGAGACUCGCAGCUGAUCAUGGAGAUGCUCGGCCCAAAGUAUGGCAAGGACUUCAGCUCCCACCUAAGCACUGAACAGCUGGCCAUUGCCCGAGCCAUGAGAAUCAUGAUUGAGGACCACUUCUUGUGGUGUCUGGCAGUGUGGCGCUUUGAUGUAGAUGCAGGCAAGGCAUUUCUCAACAGCAUAGAGGCCCCGUACAUCCUACGCUUUGUGAUAGCCUUAUUCAGGAGGAGGAUUGUGGGUGCAUCCAGGGUGCAGGGCCUGGGGCGGCACAGCCACGAAGAGGUGAUGGAAAUGGGGAGGAAGGAUCUCAAGGCUUUGUCUCUGUGCCUGGGAGAGAAACCCUUUUUAAUGGGUGAUAAACCUACUGAGGUGGACUGUGCCUUGUUUGGAUUUCUGGCACAGGUUGUGUGGAACUCUGCUGGCUCUCCCUACUUGCAGAUGCUUGAAACUGAGUGCAUAAACCUCCAAGCUUAUUGCCAUCGCAUCAAGGAGAGAUUCUGGCCAGAUUGGGGACAGUGCCUCAAUCCACCCCAGUCCCAGAUCAUCCAGUAGACAGUCUUGCCCACAGGCACUUGACAUUCCAUCAGUUACAGUAGAGAAAGAUUACAUUGACAAUGUAGGAAAAGGUAUUAAUGAGGAUUUAAGAUCACAAUAGAUGUAAUUUUCAUAUUACAAUCAAGUUUAAAUUGAAUUAGGGAAUUAUUCAUUCUUUGUGAAUUAACUUUUUUCUACACAUGUCAGUAAACACUGUUUUAAUGAGUACAGUCAUUGGAUAUUCAGACUAAACACGUCCAAUGCUUUUAAUCAGAAAUUAGUGUGUGACAUUGUUUGGCAACCAAAUGAAGACAUUCAUGGGUAACAACAUGGGUAAUCAUAUCAAUAUCAUUCAAGCCCCAAACUGCAUUAAUUUCCGUAUAUAUUCAUUGCUUUAAAAUCUAGAGUCGUAGCCAGGCACAAGGUUUAUUUGGUUACCAACAAUGGUACCAGACUAAUUCUGAUGAUGAGCUUUGGGCUGCAUACUGUGCAGCAAUUGUUUUUGUUCUUGUUGAAGUUUAGAAUUAUCAUUAACUGUGCCUUAGAAAGUUGUAUUUUGUAGAAAACUGAAAAAUAGACGGAAAAGGAAGUUGUAUUUCAUAUAAGGAUACGUAGACGUUCUGUGAAUCAACAUUUUUAAAGUUACAAAGCUUUUUUAGGGUCAUUCAUUUAUAGAGAAAGAUUUACAAUAUUUGACAUCACACCAAGAGGAAUAUAAAAGCAGUAUGAGAUAUUAUGUGAUGCUACUCACACGGAGUUGGAUGCAGGUAAUAGGAAAGGAAAUGUCAUUGGAUACAUAUCUUGUAAUUUCAUCAAAGUAUUCUUAGAUUAUCUAUGGAGAAAGAUGCACUGAUGAUUCAGUCUUCUUUUCUUCAUAAAAGACAUACAUGCUCAUUUACUUGCUUAUACCAACAGCUUACAAGAAGUACUAUGUAUAUACUCCGUACGAAGUCAAUGUGUAUGAGAUAAUUUACUAGGCAAGUUUUCAGCCAUAGUUAGACACACAAGCAGGUAUGUGUAUAAGAAAACAAGAGACAGGUAUUUUAGGGCUAUUAUCUACAUGCUUUCUGACAACUAGAACCAUUCAUAGACCAAGACAGACAAAAAGGAAGAGGAUAAUCAUCCUGUAAUUGCCAGCUAUGUUGACUAUUGUGUUGCAUGCUCUUCAAACUGUUAUUUAAUUUAAUAUGAAGAUGACUGUCUAGUAUUUA